AAGAGGAGUUCCUGUUUUAGAAUCUGCUUCCAUUCUGUUUCCUUCUUUUAUCCCGCAAAUUUUCCUCCAAAGUCUCCGCUUGACUAAAACUUUGUUGAUUAGGUUUUUCCCCCUAUUCUUCCUUUGACUGAGAGGGCUAGCAAACAAUAAUCCAUCGUAUCUGUCAACUCGAAACGCCAGCAUUUGGCAGAAAUCCCUUUUUGGCCAUUCAUGGAAGGUUCUUUCAUUCAGUGGGGUUUGGAAAUGCAGCCCAGGAACACACAUUCCGGUACCUUGCCUUUUCAGUCCAGGGGUCUGUGGAAAAACACCGAUAGAGAGGCACCAGACUAGCAAGGAUAAACCCAUUAUACAUCCACAACAGCUGCACAAACCAACCCAGACUGGACCUCGAUAUCAUCUAAGGACCCUCUUCUGUAGUGAGAACUACAUUCCAAAAUCCGGAGAAGUACCACAAGAUAACUGUAUUCCGGUUCACAUACUGUUUUGGGAAGUGUGGAUUGGCCUUCAUAUUUGUACAUUGAGAUGUCCUCAGAGUCCCAUCAUCAUGGAACCAAUAUUAUCACUGAAAAGAAGAAGAGAGGACUCCUUUUAUCAAGCAGGAUGUCUUGGACCCAAUUGGAUGAAGAUUUUUCAGCUCCCAAAGCAACAGUAGACAACCCUCUUUCUGCUUCACACCUUGUUGACCCCGAUGAAGAAAAUCUUUGCAACUGGAUGGACUCUGGUUUCUACUUAUCUGCAAGCAAAGAUUUACAGGAAAACAGAGACAAAGCAGCAGCUUUUUCACCUCCAUCAGGAAUGGUACAAAUGACUGUGCAAAACUAUAUGCGAUCCUUGCAUCGGUUUUCAGAAAUGCCUGUUCUCUCAAGAUGGAACAGUGAUGGCUCAUCCCACUCUCACCCCAGUGUCCCCAGAAGUGUCACUGAAUGGCUCGAUUUCUGGGAAAAGGAUCCAGUUGAGGUUCUGCUGGAUUUGGGGUUUGGAAGAGAUGAACAGGACAUCUGCACUAAAAUCCCUUCUCGGUUCAUCAGUUGUGCAUCUAUGGCUAAAGGAAUCAAUAUCCGGGUCUUUAUCGAAGCUCAAAGGCAGCGCAUGGAUGUAGAAAACCCCAAUUUAUAUGGGCGUUUUCGGCAAUUGCAAGUCCUGGAUCAUGUGACGAGUGCUUUUUCCUCAUUGCUGAAUGACGUCAACGCCAUGCAACACAAGUUGGAAGAGGGGAACCGAGAGGGGAAGAGCACGGGAGAGACACCGAAGGGCAAACCAGUGGCCGCACAGGCAAAGAGGAGAAGGUUAGGUCAGCUCCUGAGAAAAGUGUCUAGGCAGACAACGAUGCACGGCCCUCAAGUUUAUCGGAAGGCUGGCCCAUUCAAGGCCAAAGAUGACCCCUCUGAAGCUGGUACUGAUGCGGACUUACACAUAACAACCAGGACUGGCUUGGUUGACAACACCACCUUGAUCUCUCUGAAAGAAGAACUGUUCCCAAGUGAGGAAGUGGAGGCAAUGACUGCAUCCCAGCCUCCACAACCCAGAGCUAGCAAAACUUGGCUAUUGCCUCAUCUACCUAUAAAACAACCCCACCUUCCUUCUGCCUCUGAGAUGCUUACCAAAGACAGAUCGUUCAAGGAGUCCAAUUUGCGUUUGGCACAGAGGCUCAGAAGAGUACCUGGCUUAAGUUGGAAGCCUUCAGAUUCCUUUGAGAUGGAAGAGAUCCAGAGCUUUGAGGAUGAAUCUUCCUGGGGAAAUCCUCUUGAAAGCACUUCAGACAUGAUAGUGACAAGAACAAACAGUUGCCAGUCUGACAGCAGUGGAUUUCUAGAAGAUCCUCUGGAGCCUUUACCACUACAGGGCUUGUCUCUUCCUGGAAAUGUGAGACUUGGCUGCAAUCCGCAUGACUGCCAUGCAUUUCUGCGAUACAGGAAAGAUUCAGCUCUGUCUAGCCAGGAUUCUCAGCCCCAUGCCGAGGGGCCUGCUGUGAACACAUCAACAGCAGCUGGCCGCAAUGGGGUAUUGAUGGUCAGCCUGAGCAGGGAACACGCUUUUCCAGGAGAAGAAGUCUUCUAUUCCAUAAAUGAAGAAGAUGAUGAUCUGUAUGAGACUUUCAGUGGUCAGUCUGAAAGUGCUGAGAUGGAUGAGGAGGAGAUGCAAGGGAGAGGAGCAGAGUUGGAGAAAGAGGACAGUUGUGUACAAGACUGUAUGUCAUGUUGUCAUGCUGACAAUAUGAAUUGGAUUGAUGGUGGCCCUCCAGAAAGGAACUGCCUUUCAGAGUCUAGUGAAAUGCAACAAACUGUAGGUUCUGCUCCUGCAAAGGAAAGUUGCAUAAUUUUCGCUGAACUUAGCGGUGGCCAAAUCUUUGAAGACAGAAAAGGAUGGGCAGAACCUGCGACUGAAAAAGAGGAAAUUAGAGAUGUGUGUAAGGAAUGCGUUCUGGAAGGUAUUGCAAUGUGUGUAGAAGGAAAGUUGCAUGAUAUAAAGGCUUCAGGAAAGUUGGACUCCCCCAUUCCAGUGGCAGAUAUCACAAGUGAUUGUCGGGAUUUGAAUUUAGAUGGUACAUGUACACCUCUGGAUAUAACUAGAACCUCCAAAAUGGAGCAUGACAUCAUACCUGCACAAUCAGAGAUUGGUGUUAUUUCAAGAAGCUCUCUUCAAGAUGAUAGCCUUUCCGCUUAUUGCCUUAAAAAUGAGGAAAUUAACUCCUUGGAUAUAUUAUCCACAAGCACAGACCCGGAUGAAGAUGGGUGUGUCCCCAGCUUUGAAUUGCAUACUAACCCUUUGAAGUCUGUCACUGUCCAGAUGCCUUCAAGGCUGAUGUCAAGUAUACAGAGCAUCUCCUUGGGUGAAAGUGUGGUAAAAGUUCAGUCUAUGGAUUUCACAUCCAAGGUGUCCCAAUGCUCCAUGGAUGAGUCUCUAAUUACAUCAGCAUCCAAGGAGGAAGAUAAGCAAACUAGGGAAGCUUCUAGUCAAACCGACAGGAGCCGACGAAAGAAAGACGCGCUCUCCCUGUUUCACGGUCUCCCUUCAUUUCAUGGGCACGGCCACCUUGUGAAGUCGGCCUCUGUAGAUACAGGACUUUAUGGAAAAUACAGAUCUUACUGCCACGAACCUUUUCAUGCCUGGUGUGCCCAGCACAGAGGUCAUUGCUGCUCUUUGAGCUCCCAUCACUGCUGUUCGAUGCGGCCUUUCCCCUCAGCUCCUUCGUGCAAACAUCCCAUGGCGUGUUGCUCAUCCUGUACCACCACAGAGCUGCAGCUCCUGAAAACGCUUAAGCUACUGCAGGACACAGCAAUGAGAAAUAUUUCUGCGUGCACAGUCCAUGAAAUUGAAGUUAUGAAAAAUUCAUGCCAAAAGUUUCGGGAACGGCUGGAUGAGAUUGAACACCACCUGACAGAGCAAGAGGCUCUCUUUUCUGGCGCUAUGUCAAAUGAAGGACGAGAGGAAAGAAGGCAGUUGCAGGACUUGCGGCAAGCUGUUCGUCGAGAGGUCGCUGAACUGGAAUGCCAGCUGCAGGAUCGUGCCCGCCAGGUUAGGGAGGGAAUUCUAAUGCAGCUGGAUCAACUGUUAGGUGAGCAGUCUCAUCUGUGCUCAGAACUUGGAAUUUCUGGCUGGAAGGAAGGAAGAGAAGCUGGGAAUGGACACGCUUGUCCAGAUGCUGCUGCUGAGGCUUUCAUUGCCAGAAACAGGCAUUCAAACGAUAUCCACCAUAGGCCUCCAAGUUGGAGUACAACCAUCCCAUCAAGCCCUUCAGCCUCCUUACUCAGACAAACUGAACUGCAGGCUUCAGGUUUAGCAACAGGCAAGACCAGUCCUGCAUCUGACCCCAAGGAACUUCACACCAGUAAAAAAGAAAUCAAAGGUCCUCCUCAGCCGAAAAUCGAUUUCAAAGCUUUCAUACAGAAUCUGAAGAGAUCGUUCCGAAACUCUUUCAGUAAUGACGCAGCAGAAGGAAGAGAUUGA
Molecule: messenger RNA, 3948 nt
Organism: Elgaria multicarinata webbii
Lineage: Eukaryota; Metazoa; Chordata; Lepidosauria; Squamata; Anguidae
Gene: ITPRID1
Product: ITPR interacting domain containing 1
Exons: 16
Coding region: 523-3948 (1141 amino acids)
Molecular function (GO): signaling receptor binding
Source: RefSeq, a predicted model, not a curated record